AUGCUGAGAUGUGUAGCUGAGCAUGGACCGUAAUGUCUUAUGGCUAUCUAGCUUUUGAAAGAGGAGACAAAGAUACCAGGAAUUGACGACAAACUAGAAUUUUUGAAGCAGAAAUAUUUAGAAGAUGAGGAUUUCAAGAGAACAAUUGAUAAUUUAGAUAUUAAAGGAGAUAUUGACUCGUUAGAUGAUAUGAUAGGUGCUUGCAGAAAACUCAGCGAGGAAAAAUGCGAGAUUAUCAAAGUGAAGCUAGAGGAAUUAUUCGAUUUUAAAGCAAUAGAUCUUACAAAUUGA
Molecule: messenger RNA, 291 nt
Organism: Stylonychia lemnae
Lineage: Eukaryota; Ciliophora; Spirotrichea; Sporadotrichida; Oxytrichidae
Source: the annotation of a GenBank genome assembly